UGUGCGCAUACCUGUGUGGUGUUUGUGUUUGCUGGGUGUUUUGGUGCGAGUUUGGGCAAUUUUGGUUAAUUUGUAACACUUCUGACGGGAGGAUCUCCAUCAGAAUGAGUUCCACCACUCCAGAGUGGCUUGAGGGCUGCAAGCACCAUGUCACAGAGACAAACGAAUGGAAGAGCUUCACUGUUGAGCUGUUUGAUGCCAUACAGCAGCAGCUGACAGAGAGUCAUGUGAAGUAUUUCAGUGAUCUGUCUGAGGCUGAAAAGGAACUGUUUAUGGAGAGGGCUGUCAGGGCCAUUCAGCACGGUUCCUCCUUCACCACCCUGAAUGCCCAGGUGUCCAAGAUGCUGGACAUGGCUCUCAACAACGAGGUGGCCAGAGAGCUCCUGGAGGACCACCCAGUCAACACCAAGUCUGACCUGGUGCUGGGCCACGCUCGGGACGGAGCGGUCAGUCUGCUGCAGCGCUGGCCAGACAUGAGGGAUAAGUUACACCUGUGUCUGAACCAGCCCCUACCCCCCACACUCAGGCAGCUGGCAUGGAAACUACAUCUCAGGAACUCCAAACUGCGCAGACAGUAUGCCACAGCUGUGAAGACUGAGUCUCCCUCCCUGAAGUCCCCCUGGCACAGAGAGAUUUGUCAGAAGUGUGAAGACAUCUUGCAGUCCGAGCCCACCUUCAAACCUCUGGCAAACCAUUAUGGUGUGUUAACAGCAAUGCAGUCUGUCCUGUCCUACUACCACGCCAGUCUACAGACAGCCUCCACACUGCCUGACAUGGACUACCUGUUACUGGUGCCGUUCCUGGCUGUCACACAGAACACCCUGUCUGUAGACGCCCCUGCAGGAGACAAUGUUAAAGCUCUGCUGGUGGAGGAGUUUAUAACCUACAUGGCACAGAGACCUGGGUACAUGAGGGAGGCAGGGGUUAGGGAUUUCAGCGAUGAGAAGUCAGUGUUUGCAGACACCGUGGCAGACUUGCUGCAGCAGCAUGAUGACCACCUAGCGACUGCCAUCAGUACUGCAUUCGCUACUGACAAGGGUAAUCCCAGCCGUACUAACCUGGUACAGGGCCUGAAGACACUUCUACAACCCCUUCUGAGGGUCAUGUUUGUAGGGUAUCUCCAGUUGGACUGUCUCCUGUAUAUCUGGGACCAGUAUAUCAUUGGCCUGGAUGUCCCAGCUUACCAGGUCCUCCCCACCAUCUCUACUGUACUCCUCAUGCUUCUCAGGGAACACUUCUUCAAGUGCAAGAAUUCUCACCAGAUGGAACAGGUUUUAUCCAGUCACAGCCGGAAGCUCCACAUGCACCAGUUCCAGUACGAGAUCAACAAGAGGUUCUACAGGACACUGCAUGCUCAGAUCCACAAGGAUGACAAGUCUACCAUGCCUGUCCUCGAUCCCACACAAAGUGUGGGCAUGCCCCCUCCAUGGACACACUGGUCUGUAGAGAAGCUCCCUCCCAGACAGAAGGCCCACGAUCGCAGGCAGGCUAGAGAGGAGAGGGAGGCUCAGAGACUCAGAUUUGUUGAACAACAAAAGGCAGAAGUGGAGAUGAAGCAGGAAGAUGAACUGGCCAGAAGAAGGGAGGAGGAGAGGCAGUUAGAACUGGCCCUGGAGCAGUCCCGCCGUCAACAGGACCAGGAAAGACUGGCACUGGAACAGGAACUGGAUGCGGAGCGCCAGGCAAGAUACGAGUUACAGAAGCGGGCUGACGACCAGAUCGCCAUGCUACAGAAACAGAUUGAUGAACUCAAGAGGAUGAAAGAUACCAAACCUAAAUCAGCUGCACCCUCAGAGACACUCUCUACAUUCAGUCUGAAGGCUCCUCCCCCUUCAGCUGCCACUCAUGUGACCCGCACCUGGCCAGUCGCCCCCUCACCUGCCAGGUCUGAACCCUCCCGAACACCUGGAACACCUGAUGCAGUCAAAGCAGAGACUAUCAUGCGAGACUUAGUAGGGCGGAUCAUGCAAGGAACCAACUUCUUGGCACACAGUUCUGGUGAUGAGAAGGACACCUUGGACCAACAGACCAGACAGAGCCUACAGGCAUACAACAAGGAUCGCAGGGAAGCAGAGAUUGAGAUAUUUGGACGUCGCAUCAGUUCCCGUGACUGGAACACCAUGGCGUCCGGCGAGCGUACGAACACCCAGGGACGACUAGCGGACGCCGUUCGGAGGAAAGUAGAACAACGACAUGGCUCCAACAGUCGACAGGGCACCAACAGUCGACAUGGAACCAGCAGUCGACACUAGCCACUGUGCUUCACUUAGGCCACACCAAUUUA
Molecule: messenger RNA, 2284 nt
Organism: Branchiostoma belcheri (Belcher's lancelet)
Lineage: Eukaryota; Metazoa; Chordata; Leptocardii; Amphioxiformes; Branchiostomatidae
Exons: 17
Coding region: 105-2252 (715 amino acids)
Source: RefSeq, a predicted model, not a curated record